Messenger RNA from Tachysurus fulvidraco (yellow catfish), 2753 nucleotides. RefSeq lists its product as uncharacterized. Lineage: Eukaryota; Metazoa; Chordata; Actinopteri; Siluriformes; Bagridae. Gene Ontology annotation, cellular component: extracellular matrix. Gene Ontology annotation, molecular function: protein binding; collagen V binding; heparin binding. Gene Ontology annotation, biological process: extracellular matrix organization; positive regulation of cell-substrate adhesion. Bases 102 to 2114 code for a protein of 670 amino acids. The transcript has 10 exons. The record is from RefSeq and is a predicted model, not a curated record.
UCUCUUUCUGCACAGGCUGACAGUAUAAGAGUCUCACACACACACACACACACAUUCAAUCCACUCAGCACUUACGCACAUCUCACAUACACGCAUGCAUCAUGUACUUGCGUUUAGUCUACACGUGUGUGUGUCUGUGCGCGUGUGUGUGUAUCACAUCCAGCCUGCGAGCGAGCCGGAGAGACGAGCGACAGAAGAGCCGGACUGUGGCAGCAACAGCUGGGUUUAAUACACCUGUACAUCCAGUGCGUAGUGCUCAGUGUCUGGUGAACGGGAUUCUCCUCUUUGAGGGAGCUGUUUGGUCUCCAGAUGCAUGUAACAUGUGUCAGUGCAGAAAGGGUGUGGUUCAGUGUCACGGAGUGUCCUGCAUGAAUCCAGCUUUACCUGCCUCGAGGCAUCAGGGUGGACACCAGAAACCAGGCAACCGUGGAGUGAAGCUGGAGAAAACGAGCAGACAACAGAAGAAAGUGUCUCCACAGAGCGGAAAGAGGAAAGCGUCUCAGGAGAAGGUGAUGGUGGAGCCUCCACCUGCACAGAAGAAGAAUGCUCCAUCACCACCAUCACCACUACCGAAGAUGAAGCAGCAGCAGGCACCUGAGGUAGGACUCGGGCAUUUCCCGGUGGCCACGCCCCCUGACACCUUCCCAGGUCUGUUUGACUACGAUGACCACGAUGAUGACGACUAUCUGGAAGACGAUAGUGAUGCCGACGAGGAUGAUGAUGACGUCCAGGUCUUACAGAACGCUCGCACCAGAAGUUCAUCGGUCGGCAGAACGUCCGUGUCUCUAACCCGGAAGCCAGACAGGCCCCUCCCUCCUCCCACACGCCAGCCAAAAGUCUUAGCACCUAGUGGAAGUGUGAGAGGUCGAGGGGGUGUGGUUAGAGUCAGAGUGGGUGGAGCCAGUGUGGUGGGUCGUCCUGUUAUCCGUCCCUCCACUCACAUGGUGUCACUCCCGGCGGGGUGUCUGCUGUCUGACGCCCUGAUCGCAUGCGGCAGCACCGGAUUAACCAGCAUGCCUCUCAUCAAAGACGCCGGGAUCCAGACACUUUACCUGGCAGAUAAUAAGAUCAGUAAGAUCCCAGUGCGAGCGCUGCAUGGCCUGCCCAAUCUGCAGUGGCUCGACCUGAGCAAGAACAAACUGGACGACACCUCACUGGGGCUGGACGUGUUUCGGAAUCUGACCAAACUGCGGCGUCUGAAUCUGGAUGGGAACAAUCUGACCAAAAUCCCCCCACUGCCACCAUCACUGCUGGAGCUGAAGAUCAACGACAACAAACUGAGUGGACUCACACCUCACAACUUUAGAGGUUUGUCCCAGCUGCUGACUCUGGAGCUGGAGGACAAUCAUUUCCAUGAUGGAAACGUGUCCCCUCUGACCUUCAGGCCCCUCAAGAAACUCAUUUAUCUCAGACUGGAUGAUAACGACUUCAGAGCCAUUCCCUCCGGCCUGCCUUCCUCACUAAAGGAGCUGCAUCUGUCAGAUAACCGGAUUGAAGUGGUUCACGCUGGACUUCUCAAUAAGACGGUGAACCUGCGAGUCCUAAAUCUGAGCCAUAAUAAAAUCCGAGAGGACCGAAUCGCCCCGAGAGCCUGGAUACACCUACGUAAGUUGGAGACAUUGGAUCUGUCCCAUAAUAAACUGGUCCACGUCCCGUCCUUCCUGCCGGUCGGACUUGUCCAGCUCUCUCUGCACCACAACCAGAUCGAGAGAAUCCCGGGGUACGUGUUCGCUCACAUGCAGCCCGGCCUCGUCUCAAUCCACCUCUCAUACAACCGCCUGAGGGAGGACGGCAUCAACCAAGUGUCCUUCCUUGGCCUGAGACACUCUCUGAAUGAGCUGCUGCUGGACCACAACCAGCUCCGAGAGAUUCCACGAGGAAUAAUCCAACUCCGCGCCCUCCAGGUCCUCCGCCUCAACCACAACUACAUCAGCUCAGUACCUGUGAAUGCUCUGUGUGACAUCACCGCCCGUGACGACUCCCCUCUGCUCUCCGUACACCUGCAGAACAACCUGAUUAAUCGGCGUUUAGUCCCGCCCACUGCACUCACCUGUAUUAAAGAAUACAGCAGUGUGAUCCUGCACCCUCAGAGACACGAACAGGUCUACGAGUGAACACACACACACACACACACACACACACACACACACACACACACACACACACACACACACACACACACACUGACAUACAGAGAGUUUUAAUCCAACAUAUAUAAAACCGUGAAACAGUAACCGCAGGACCUUGUGGGCGGGGUCAUGUCAUCGCCAUGACAACAAGUUAUUGAUGUGAUCAUAGACAUGCAGUAACAAUCAUUAUUUUGUGUAGAAGAGCUGAAGGUGUUGUGUGUGUGUGUGUGUGUGUGUGUGUGUGUGUGUGUGUGUGUGUGUGUGUGUGUGUGUGUGUGAGCUCAAGGCAGAGACAGUUUUAAAUAAACAGCAGACUUUCACAGAACAGCUGAAUAAAUAUUACUUUUAUAUUAAACAUAUUUUAUAUAUCUAAUAGUUUUUAAAUCACAGGUAUAAGUGUGUAUUUUGUGUGGUUUGGACAUGGACUCAGUGAGAGGUGAGUAAUGUCAUCAUCACGUCUACGUGCCUCAGAGUUCUCACUGGUUAUAAAGCAUUUUGUUCUUAUUUAGUGGUGUUAUUAACAUGUUAUUACAGCUAGUGUUUAAGUGUUUAAGUGUAACUCUGCAGACUUUAAUACACUUCGUUUUUUUUUCCCUUUAUAUUAAAGCUUUCAUCUUCCCUGAA